This is a messenger RNA of Hevea brasiliensis (rubber tree), 1047 nucleotides long. Its product is annotated as OVARIAN TUMOR DOMAIN-containing deubiquitinating enzyme 2. Gene Ontology annotation, biological process: protein deubiquitination; endoplasmic reticulum unfolded protein response. Lineage: Eukaryota; Viridiplantae; Streptophyta; Magnoliopsida; Malpighiales; Euphorbiaceae. The record is from RefSeq and is a predicted model, not a curated record. The annotation marks the transcript as partial. Gene Ontology annotation, cellular component: cytosol; nucleus. The transcript is spliced from 8 exons. Gene Ontology annotation, molecular function: cysteine-type deubiquitinase activity.
CUGGGAGAGCGGCAAAGCAUCCACAAACACCACGCCACAGUGGAAGUUAAAAACUUUCAGCUUUCGGCCACCCUUCAAAAUGGAAGCAUAAAAAACUCGCCAGUUACACACGCCUUUAUUCCAAUACCCAAAACAGCCAAAACCGACAAACCUAAAGCUCUUCUCUCUUAUCUCACGGUCUCUCACCUACUAAUAACGUUUUCUUUUCCAGAAAAAGUAGCAGUGUAUGUUAUGUAUCAUGACAAAAACAAAGGUCUUGAGUUGAGACAGGUUAUAGCUGCAACAGUGGCAAGUGAUCCAGCAAAAUAUAAUGAAGCAUUUCUUGGAAAACCAAAUGAGGAAUAUUGUGCUUGGAUUCUUGACUUAGAGAAGUGGGGAGGUGCCAUUGAGAUUUCAAUAUUAGCUGAUUAUUAUGGGUGUGAAAUUGCUGCAUAUGAUAUCCAAACAAUACGAUAUGAUUUGUAUGGUCAGGACAAUAAGUACACUGAGAGGGAGAUGUUGAUUUAUGAUGGACUUCAUUAUGAUGCUUUGGCUAUAUCUCCAUUUGAGGGAGCUCUGGAGGAAUUUGAUCAGACCAUAUUUGCUGUACAAAAUGAUAGAACAAUUGGACCAGCUGAGGAAAAGAAUUUACACGGACACUUCCAACUUCAGUUUGCGCUGUGGAGUAUGCCAAAUUGGAGUAGUUGGUCAGAAGUCGAGCAUGCACAAGCCACAGGCCACGUCAACUUCCAAGAAUAUAGAUGAUAAAAUUUGCGAGGAAAACAAUUCAAGACUGAUGAUAAAUUUUGUUUCUGUGAGCUCAUUUGGUUCUUGUACCAUUCAGUCAGUAAAUUACCUGGAUUCUUUCAGACGCCGUUGUCUAUUGGUUUGCAUGCAUCAAACAAGACAAAUUGAUCUUUCUGUUACUGAUUCAAUUUAGAACAAUUCAUGAAUUUGGCAACCAGUAGCAUUUUUUUCAAUUGUUAAUUUGAUUGGUUGAUCUCUCUAUUGUGAGAUAUGUUGAAAUUAAGAACCCUGAUUCUGAAUCUCAUUGAUGGAAUUAAUUAA